This is a messenger RNA of Xylaria bambusicola, 1788 nucleotides long. Its product is annotated as WD repeat-containing protein. Lineage: Eukaryota; Fungi; Ascomycota; Sordariomycetes; Xylariales; Xylariaceae. The transcript is spliced from 3 exons. The coding region runs from base 267 to 1664 and encodes 465 amino acids. The record is from RefSeq and is a predicted model, not a curated record. Gene Ontology annotation, molecular function: protein binding.
CUGGCAUCUUGACCACAUGCGGUCAGCCCCAUUCCCUGGAAAGCAAGAAACGGCCAAGCAGAGAAGGCCCUCAACCGUGGCAACUUUUGGCGAAUGCUCUCCGCAAUCGAGAAACACCCGUAAGCAGCCACACAUGGUGAUAGCUUCAUAGUGUUCUGGCGAGCUUAAGCCGACGACUAUUGAGUGCUAAAGCCAAUCAAGUGUCUACAGACACCAUUUCCGACAUAGAUCAGUCUAAACUACGCAGGAGCGGGCAUUGGUCCAGAAUGUCCCAGCAGCCAGCAGCACAACCGAAGUCGGUGCUUCGGGGCCAUCGCACCCAAGUCCACGCCACUACUUUCGUCAGAAACAACAAGCGUCUUGCGUCUGGUGACGCAGAUGGCUUCGUAGUGUUAUGGGAUCUUACAAUUAUGAGGCCUCGGGCCGUGUGGCGUGCCCAUACGGCGGCUAUAUUGGGCAUUUCUGGAUGGGGCGACGAUAAGCUCGUAACGGAAGGAAGAGACAAUCGUCUGAUCGUCUGGAAAAUUACUACUGCGGAUGAAGAGAAUUUGAGCACGGAUCUUCCUCUCGAUGAGUCUGCGCCCGAACGUCCACAGCCAUGGAUACUACAUAUUUUAGAGGUCAAUACUAUGAAUUUCUGUUCUUUUGCACAAUGUUCGCCCAAGCCAGGCACCGAUCUCGCCGUUUCCGACGAAUUGCUACUUGCAGUGCCCAACACACUUGCAACAGAAGCCGUCGACAUCUUCCAUCUGCCAAGCCAGACUCGGCUGAGUACUGUGCAUUUGGGGAGUAAAACAGAGAAGAAAGGUAUGGUAAUGGCUCUCUCUCUUUUCUGGCGCCAUGAAUUCCUGUUCCUUCUAGCCGGCUAUGAGAACGGUCUUGCUGUCGUGGCGCGGCGCAGGCAUAAAGGAGCUUGGGACAUCCUUUACAAGUAUCAGGCACAUAGCCAGCCGAUCCUGUCACUUGAUUGCGACCCCGAGAAGGAAUACUUUCUUACUUCGGGGGCUGAUGCUAUCAUUGCAAAACAUCCAAUUCCACACGCCAAUCCCGCCACUCCCCUUGUUCCUGUCUCAGAGAAGGUAGUUACGCCCAGUGACGAUAGUAAAGGGGUAGAAGAAUCGAAGCAGCAGCUGUCUGGCCUAUCGGCAGGUCUUGCAGCCAUGUCUACGCCAGACACUGCGUCUCUACCACGUGGCCUUCCGAAAAAGAAGGCAGUAAAUAUCGAAACUUCACCAUUGAAAGUAAUUAACACCAAACACUCGGGACAACAAGGUCUGCAGGUCCGCUCAGACGGGCGAAUCUUUGCCACGGCGGGCUGGGACUCGAAGGUCCGCGUGUACUCAGCUAAAACUAUGACCGAGUUGGCUGUGCUCAAGUGGCACAAUGUAGGUUGCUACGCUGCUGCUUUCUCUACACUAGAAGCUAGUAAAAGCGAAAGUGGCUCUGAUGAUCCCAACGAUAACCAUACAAAGGCCGAAGUUCAAGAACCGGCCAGAUCUUCAGAAGACACGAUUGCCGUGGAGAACGAAGAGAGAAGUGUGACUACUGGUAUUGGCCUCGGAGAACUCAGUGUCAAGGAUAGGAGGAUUAAAAUGGCGAAAGAAGCACACUGGCUAGCCGCCGGAAGCAAGGACGGCAAAAUUAGUCUUUGGGACAUUUAUUGAGGCUUGUAAUUGCUUCUAAAAACAACGAAAUGCACCGGCACUAGCCGCUUAAUCAGAUCUGCGCUCAUCAACGCCAUUAUCUAGAACCCAUCUAUACCAUGGCAACCCUUUCGCCUUGGCUGGC